Molecule: messenger RNA, 2518 nt
Organism: Ornithodoros turicata
Lineage: Eukaryota; Metazoa; Arthropoda; Arachnida; Ixodida; Argasidae
Product: chymotrypsin-like elastase family member 2A
Exons: 9
Coding region: 39-1415 (458 amino acids)
Biological process (GO): proteolysis
Molecular function (GO): serine-type endopeptidase activity; protein binding
Source: RefSeq, a predicted model, not a curated record
AUUUAUAAUCACCGGCUGACUUGGCUAUAGCGGCAAAUAUGAUACGGGCAGUCCUGUUUGUACUCGUGGCUCUAGGCUACACCAGUGCUACCACAGUCGUCUGCAGGGGCGGAGUCAACGUGCACGUGACGCUCCACCGAGAGGUCGUAGUUGUGACACCGGGUUACGACCGGGCACAGAACUACCCUAACUCCCACGUCUGUGCCAUAACGGUCACGGCGCCUUCCCCGACACAGAAGGUUCGCGUCGAUUUCGAAGACUUGGAUUUGGAAUCGAGCUUUCAGUGCCACGCCGACCGACUGGACAUCGAAGAGGUACAAGGCAGAAACCUGUACCAGGUGGGCUCCUACUGUUCCACGGUACGACCAAAGUCCUACGUGUCUCUUACGAGCAGUCUCAAGUUCUCUUUCGUAAGCAACAAGCUACGCUCUGGACGAGGAUUCAGGAUCCGUGUCACGCCGACGAGUUCACGAACUGUCUGCGGCAGAGGAAGCCUCCAGUGCAGUAACCGAGAGUGCAUUUCUGCUUCCAAGCGCUGUGAUGGUAUCUACGACUGUCAAGAUGCAUCGGACGAAAUAGGCUGCCCCCGGAGGCCAAAUUUGCAGAGAGCCCGUUGCGGAAGGUCCGUCAUCCAGCCAGACGAAACGUCGAAUGACCGUGUCGUCGGCGGCCAGGAAGCUGUUCCACACAGUUGGCCUUGGCAAGUGAGCUUGCAGAGGAAGCUGGCCGAACCAUUGGACCAUUUCUGCGGAGGUACCAUAAUCUCGAACCAGUGGAUCAUUAGCGCCGCACAUUGCUUCUCCAGCUUCGAAAGGGCUAAUGACGUCAUUGUUAAGGCUGGCCUUCACGAUAUGCUGAACCCUAAUGAGGAACUACAGAUCAGGACUCCACAAGUCAUUAUCUCGCAUCAAAAUUUCAGACGCGGAUUUGAUAUGAACUACGAUAUUGCCCUGGUCAAGGUUUCCGUUCCAUUCAACUUCACGGAGGCCGUACGUCCAGCAUGUCUGCCUGAAGACGACAAACCUCCUCCAGUGAAUGCCACUUGUUACUCCACUGGAUGGGGACAGACUCGAGGCAGCGGCAACGCUUUCCGACUGAAACAGACCAGGCUUAACGUUGAAGACGUCAACUACUGCCGAAGCGGUCACAGGGCGCACGUCGCAAGGUUAGGCAUCCACGGAGAUAACUCCGUCUGUGCAAGAAGUUUGGAUACGAUCUCCGGUCCUUGUCAUGGAGACAGUGGAGGUCCCCUGGUAUGUCAGGCUGAAGCCGGCCAGUGGGUUGUCUAUGGAGCCACCAGCCUGGCCGCAGACACCUCUGUCGCUUCCACCGUCUGCGGCAUGGGUGCAGCCACAAUUUGGAACAGUGUAGCCAGUCACAGGGAGUGGGUGCUACGACAAGUUAAUACGUACUGAACACUGAGAUAGCGGUACUGAGGCCCAAGGACAAGGCGUACAUAGAGGACAGCACCUUCAAUUCACAUUCAUCGCUUCACAAUUCUAUGUAUCUGAGUUUGCAAGGUUUGCAGUCAUGUUGCUUAAAGAGCAUGGAAAGCACCUCAAAUAUAUAUAUAUAUAUAUAUAUAUAUAUAUAUACAUUACCGCGGGAUAUGACCGCAUCACCUUGAGGAACUGUCACGCAAAAAAAGUUCCCCUAGGAAGCGCAUAUUUGCUGAAAAAACUAGUGUACAAGAACGUGCCCAGCGGUCGCGAUACCUUCCAGCUCCUUCGGUCGUGCUGUGACAUCAGAUCAGCUAAGCACUUUUAUUGGCUGGUGAGAGUCUGCAACGGCGCGAGUGCAAGGCGACAAGUCGACUGUUCUGUUUCAAACGCGGGUCGGGCCGCGCCUAAUACAACCACAAAAAGAAAAGUAGGUGCGCGCCUCGCUAUUGGGUGGCCGAGGUGACGUCAUGGACUGGCAGCUGAGAGAAGGAGCUUGUCUGGCCCGCAAUACGGAAAGCUCUCUUGCAGAGCAAAUUUGCGCUUUAAUAACACUUGUAUUUUUUUCUGAGAAUAUGCCAUUGCCACGCUCUUUUAAUUGUACUUUUAAUGUGAACUCGAAACUCAGUGCCUUUAAGCACUCUGAUUCAUGUCAUGUCAUGUCAUGUUGAAAUAUGGAUCUUGUUACCAUUUCCGAAGAACGUAGCAAGAACAAUCAUGGAACUUAGAACUGUAGGAAGUAGGAACUGCAUCUGUAAGUUAGACGUUAUGGGGGGUUCCGCAGUCUAUAGUACUGUGGUGCUCGCAUUCAUCCUGCAUUAUACAAUAAGGUUCAGGCUAUAUUCAUAGUAACAGGAAAGUCCCGAUGCUGUCAGGACAUGGCUACCACAAAGCGUCACUGUGACUGAAACAUUGUUUUAAGAAAGUGAGGGGGCCUCCUGUCCCCUCUCUUAUCAUCCCCAUAAUUGCUGUAGACGAAUUAUUUAUUACAAGCCCAUAACAUGACAUUCUCGCUUUCUGCAAUGUUUGAUGUUGGCGUAUGACAAUACUGAGAAUAAAAAGCUCUCUAACGAUGGAAA